AGCGAAACUCGAGGCGAGCGGUACGCAUGCGCGCAGUCGCACAUCCGUCAGAUACAAGAUACAAAACACAAGUCACAACAGCUCAAGUUCCGAUUCCGGACACAGUGCGACAAACCAAACAAACACGCGUUCGAACUGCAGAAUCGCGCAGAAAACAUCGAGACAGCGAAAUAAAUAAAGCGGAGGCAUAAAAAUUCCUCACAUCGUUCAACGCGCAGCGACGACGAUCGAAUGCGGACAAAAAAAUCCUAAACAAAAAAAAAAAAUAAAGCGAAUAAAAAGCGAAAUAAAAGCAAGUCCAAGGUGCCCGAGUGCCCGAGGUGCGAGACAAGAAAUUAAAUUGAUAAAGCCUAAAAAGCGGAGAGCCUAGGACUUUGUCUUUUGCACCAGAGAACCCAACCAACGAACCUCACAAACUUGUCGCGUUGUUUGCUCUUCGCGGGCAAUUAUCGGGCGAAUCGGGAAUCUGGGAAUUCGAGUGCCGCCGCUGCAGUGUGUGUGUAUGUGUGUGCCACAGUGUGUUUGUUGUUCACUAUAUCUGUCUAUAUAUAUAUAGUUGGUGUGGCAAAUAGCUCAGAGCCACGAAAUUGGUUUUAUCGGCGCGCCGAAAUCGCCCAAACUGCACAAAUCCAGAAAUUAAAAACAAAAAGAGAAACUGUUCAACUGUUCAACUGUUCAGCUGAAGGGCAGGCCGGCCAGCCAACCAGCCAACCAGCCAGCCAGCCAUCGCAGAAAAUAUUAACCCGGCGGGCUUACAACGCCAGCGAGCAAACAAACAAACGGCCAGCAAAAAUGUAUAAUAAAAAAUUACAGCAAGUGAUCGUGCAGAAAAUAGAUCGAUAAACCCAAACCCAAACCCAAAACCCCCAAACCCCAAACCCCAAAACCAAAACGAACUCGAACCCGAAAAAAAGCGAAAAAAAAAAAUAAGGAAAAAAGCUGAAAAAAAGCGACGCGGUCCAGUGGAGAGUAUAAAAAUAAAUAAACGAGCGACGAUCAGCGAGCGAUCAAGGAGCCAAGGCAGAAGGAGCACGUUUCUGGGUUUUUGUUUCAAUUUCAAUUGUGGAAAUCGUAGAGGAAAAAUUCCGAACCGGUCUCUCUUCUGGUCGCCAAAACACAACGCCAAACGCCAGCGGAGGAGGACGAAGGAAGUUGGCAGCCGAGAACCUACAACCAACCACCAGUACCACCAGCACCACCAACAGCACCACCGAUAUUUAUUAAACAAAGACAGAAAUUAAUUUCACGAUUUUGUGAGGCGAACCCCCCUUGUCUCCUGGACAAUCCCCUCCUGGAAAUCCCCCGCCUCCCAUGCGCGGCUUGAACUUUGAGCCUGAGGUCUGGGCUGCAACAGGGAACUAGGGAUCGGGAUCUUCGGCUCGCCGGCAAAAUGUACGACAUCAAGCGCCUGGAAGCGGGACAACAACAGCAACAGAUACAGCAACAUCAGCAGCAGCAGCAGCAGCAGCGACAACAACAGCAGCAGCAGAAACUGCAACAGCAACAACCAAUAAGCCUUGACCUGACUGGCCAGCAACUCACCUGCAGCGUGAUCGCAGCUCAUCCCACUCCCACUCCCCAUUCCAAUUCCAGUUCCAGUUCGAGUCCCAAUCCCAGCGAGGCCACCCACAUGACUUUGCUAACGCUGCGCCGGCGCCGUUCGCUGCAGCGGAGGGCCUGCCUCCUGAGCAUCCUGGCCGCCUUCGUCUUCGGGAUGGCACUGGGCGUGGUGGUGCCCAUGUUCGGGUUGCCCCGCCACCUGGACUCCCCGCCGGACCUGCCAGAGGAACUGGUGGCAGUGGAGCCGCUGAGCAGCUACCGCGUGGAGUUCAUCAAGGAGGCGGACGCGGAGCUGAGUGCCGAGCAGGUGUUCCGCAAUGCCUUCCACCUGGAGCAGGACAGGGAUGCCCCCGACUCGAUGGUGGUGAAGAAGCUGGACACCAACGACGGCAGCAUCAAGGAGUUCCACGUGCAGCGCACUGCGAACGGAAGGUAUCGCAAGGGUCCGGAGAGGAGGCUUUCCAAGGCGGUUCAGGAGAGGAUUCCGCAGCAGGAGAACCUCCGCACUCCAGUCACUCCUUCCGGGAGACCUUCCAAUGAACCCCAGGCGGGUCUCAUCGAGGAGGACGUCUUCUGGGGACCCACGGUGGAGCAGGCUCUUCCGAAAGGAUUCGCCUCGCAGGACCAACUCAACUGGGAGCGCUUCGUCGGGGAGCAGGGAAGAGUGGUUCGCUUGGAGCAGGGAUGCGGCAGGAUGCAGAACCGCCUGGUGGUGUUCGCCGAUGGAACGCGUGCCUGUGCCCGCUAUCGCCAGAACACGGACCAGAUCCAAGGGGAGAUCUUCAGCUACUACUUGGGGCAGCUGCUCAACAUAACGAAUCUGGCUCCAAGUGCAGCCACUCUGGUGGACACGGGCACACCCAACUGGUCGGCCGCUUUGGGGGACAUCACGCAGGCGCAGUGGAAGGAGCGCCGCCCGGUGGUGCUGACCCGCUGGCUGGCCGACCUCGAACCGGCCGGGAUACCACAGCCCUUCCAGCCGCUGGAGCGGCACCUCAACAAGCACGACGUCUGGAACCUGACGCGCCACUUGCAGUUGCAGCCGAAGCCGCAGCAGGAGCAGGAGCAGGAGCAGGAGAGGAAGGAGCCGGCGCAGACGCAGGGAUUACUCAAGCGGUUGGGGGCUGCCACUUCGCCGGGCUCCGCUCAUCAAUCAACUGCGAUUGAGGAGACAGGAACGGGAUUGGGAAUGGCAAUGGGAAUGGGAAGUCAAGUGGAGAGCGGAGGAGCGCUGGUGCAGCGACUAAUUGAAUUGGCACAAUGGUCCGAUUUAAUCGUCUUCGAUUACCUGAUCGCGAACCUCGAUCGCGUGGUUAAUAACCUGUACAACUUCCAAUGGAACGCCGACAUCAUGGCCGCGCCGGCGCACAACUUGGCCCGCCAGUCCGCCUCCCAGCUGUUGGUCUUCCUGGACAACGAGAGCGGCCUGCUCCAUGGCUACCGGCUGCUCAAGAAGUACGAGGCCUACCACAGCCUCCUGCUGGACAACCUCUGCGUCUUCCGGCGUCCCACCAUCGAGGCGCUCAAGCGUCUGCGAGCGGCGGGAGCGGGACGGCGGCUGCGAGAGCUCUUCGAGCGGACCACCAGCGCCGGAGUGCGGGACGUCCUGCCCUCGCUGCCGGACAAGUCCGUCAAGAUCCUCGUGGAGCGCAUCGAUCGGGUGCUGGGUCAGGUGCAGAAGUGCCAGGGGAGCUAGUGAAUCCAGUUCCCACUUCCCAACCAACCAACCAACCAACCAACCAAUCUCGACUGAUAAGCUGUAAAUAAGGGAGCGUCUUCAUCUGGAUCGGGUUAGCAGUAGUCAAGGGGUCAGUGCUCAAAAGUAACCCCUUCCAUUCGCAUCCCCAAAUUGUAACCCCUUAAAUUAAAGUCCCUGGAAAAAGCACUGACCUCCAGGAGAUCCGAGUAUUAUAGAUGAUCCACUAGAACACCUAACUUGUAAAUGCCAGACGUAUUAAGUAUAACCUAUCCGUAAAAGUAUCUGUAAAAUACGUAGACUAGCUAGCUAUAACAAUGUGUGUGAUAUUUGUCUAAGGAACCAAGCAGCCUAAGUAGAUUUCAUUUUACCAUUUACAACCAAUAAACCACGAGUAUAUGUACCGAACGAAA
This is a messenger RNA of Drosophila ficusphila, 3669 nucleotides long. It is a transcript of the gene fj, whose product is annotated as extracellular serine/threonine protein kinase four-jointed. Gene Ontology annotation, biological process: cell-cell signaling. The coding region runs from base 1391 to 3256 and encodes 621 amino acids. The record is from RefSeq and is a predicted model, not a curated record. The transcript has a single exon. NCBI's taxonomy places the organism in Eukaryota, Metazoa, Arthropoda, Insecta, Diptera, Drosophilidae.